Messenger RNA from Phragmites australis (common reed), 1044 nucleotides. Its product is annotated as chlorophyll a-b binding protein P4, chloroplastic-like. Lineage: Eukaryota; Viridiplantae; Streptophyta; Magnoliopsida; Poales; Poaceae. The record is from RefSeq and is a predicted model, not a curated record. Gene Ontology annotation, cellular component: membrane. The transcript is spliced from 3 exons. The coding region runs from base 72 to 806 and encodes 244 amino acids. Gene Ontology annotation, biological process: photosynthesis, light harvesting in photosystem I; response to light stimulus.
CACCUGCCGGCAAAAAAUCGAACGUGCUCUCCCUCCGCCACUUCAUCUCCUCACUCCCCGGGAACCCAAGCAUGGCAUCCGUCACCGCCCGCGCCCCUGUUGCGGCCCUGCGCCCGUCGGUGUCUCUCAAGUCCGCCUUCCUCGGGCACUCCACCCGCCUUGGCCGCACCUCCUCAUCGACGAGGCGCAGCCUCAAGGCCGAGGCCAAGGGCGAGUGGCUCCCCGGCCUCCCCUCCCCCGCCUACCUCGACGGCAGGUUGCCCGGUGACAAUGGUUUCGACCCGCUGGGGCUGGCUGAGGACCCGGAGAACCUGCGGUGGUUCGUGCAGGCGGAGCUGGUGAACGGGCGGUGGGCGAUGCUGGGCGUGGCGGGGAUGCUGAUCCCGGAGGUGCUGACCAAGGCCGGGCUGAUCAACGCGCCGCAGUGGUACGACGCCGGCAAGUCGGAGUACUUCGCGUCGUCGUCGACGCUGUUCGUGAUCGAGUUCAUCCUGUUCCACUACGUGGAGAUCCGGCGGUGGCAGGACAUCAAGAACCCCGGAAGCGUCAACCAGGACCCCAUCUUCAAGAGCUACAGCCUGCCGCCGCACGAGUGCGGGUACCCCGGCAGCGUCUUCAACCCGCUCAACUUCGCGCCAACGCUCGAGGCCAAGGAGAAGGAGCUCGCCAACGGGAGGCUGGCGAUGCUGGCGUUCCUGGGGUUCCUGAUCCAGCACAACGUGACCGGCAAGGGGCCCUUCGACAACCUGCUGCAGCACUUGUCCGACCCCUGGCACAACACCAUCAUCCAGACGCUCUCCGGUUGAGUUCAUCGAGUGAUCGAUCGAUUGGUGACCCGAGAUGGGGGCAAGACAUACAUGCAAUGUGAAACGAUCGAUGAUCCAUAAUUUCUGGAUCAGUGUGUGUGCGCUCUGUGUUGUUAAUCUGUAGAGGGGAUUCAGACCGUGUUGUAAUGCUGCAUGCAUGGCGAAGAAGAGAGUGAGGACUUAUGAGUGAUUGGAGUGUACAUUAUUACAAGGGAGGUUAACGGUAGAGAGUUGUCAA